Molecule: messenger RNA, 2585 nt
Organism: Schistosoma turkestanicum
Lineage: Eukaryota; Metazoa; Platyhelminthes; Trematoda; Strigeidida; Schistosomatidae
Source: the annotation of a GenBank genome assembly
AUGGCAAAGGGUGAAAAGCGGAAAAUUGGGUUUUUAGCGUACACUGGUUUACGCAUAUAUUUGCCUGUUCCUGUUCAAAAUACUUACAUGUCCGAAGCCAUAUUUUGUGAUGUACUUAUUUUGGGCGCUGGUAUUUCUGGACUUGCUGCCGCCAAACUACUAACUAAUGAAGGACUCAAAACGAUUGUUUUAGAAGCGAGACCACGAAGUGGUGGCAGAAUUCAUACGAUAGAUCUUCCUCCUGUUACUGGCGAAACACAUAGUAAAGCUGUUGUUGACUUAGGAGCUAGCUACCUUCAUGGGUGCAACAAUUCUCAGGAUGUUCAGCCUUUGUUUACUCUGGCUAGUCGUCUAAAGAUCUCAACUGCUCCUGCUGCUGGAGAUGUUUUAGGUACACAUCGGGGUUGGGAAUGUCCAGAGGUAGCUGUGUGGCGAGACAAUAAAUCAGGAAAGGAAAUUGGGUUGCCAGAGGUGGCUGAUAUGAGUUUCCUUCUUGACAGAUGUUUACUGUACAUUCUUAUGGUGGCAAAUCAGAGAAAACAAGAAAAUCGAUCAAGUAAAACUUUGGCUACUGCAUUACCAAGUGCUCUGGAAUCAUGUCUUCAUUUACUAUACAAGGCAGGAUAUCGAACUUCUCCAACUCUUUCUCGAAGGGAAAAAGGAAUUUUCGACUCGCUUUUUGCUCGCUAUAUAGCAUAUGUAAAUCCGGCCCAUAGACUUUCUCCUAAACUCUCUUUGGGACCUCAUUUUGAAGCUGAUGCUAUGGCAGGUUUAGCUCUGAAUGUUGACCAACCAAGCUCUGCAUCCAAAAGAAUCUAUUUGGAUUGGUUGCAAGAAAAAAGGACCCACUUAAGUUUGAAUGGUUCCUGUAAGAGCAUUGCUCGUCGAACUGAUCACAAAUGGGAGGAUCGUUUAGUUUUAGAUGGAUUCUCAAAGUUUGUUGAUUUUCUAGCCUCUGAUGUGGACAUUCAUUACCGAUGUGUUGCACGACAUGUCUAUUGGCCAAGUCACAUAGAAUUCGGUAAAUGUAAUAGAGAAACUAAUAUUCAGUCAAUUCAUGAAAAUGCCGCCUCAUGGUCUACCAAAACUCUCAUGAAUUUUGUUGAGUCUUCUAAUCUUGUUUGUGUUGAUGUGGCGCAGUACUCAGGGGAACCAUCUACAUCGGUACUGAACAGACAAUCUUCUAAACGAUAUUUUGCACGAUUCUGUAUCGUAACAGUACCAGUUGGUGUGCUAAAAGGUCUUGAUCGUCGUAGUGCCAUCCAGUUUCAUCCAUGUCUGCCUUCAGAGAAACGACUUGCAAUAGAUCGUCUUGGUAUUCCGAAGUUGGGAGCUGAAACUCAUAAUAAGGUUAUCUUAAUGUUUAAUCCAUCAGAGAUUUUUUGGGAUCGUGACACACCUCACAUUACGUGUCCCGGUGCAUACCUUCACAUACUUAAUUGUGACUUUUAUGGAAACCCAGGUGUUUUGGUUGCUCACGUGUGGGGCGGUUCCAAGCUCAAGAUUACUGGUCGAUCUGAUCAAGCUGUAGUAAAAACCGUACUAGAUUUAUUGGGUGGUAUGUACCCGACUCAAUGUCCAUUGCCUGAACCUAUAUAUACUCACGUUACCCGAUGGUCAGAAGAUCCUUUUAGUUUGGGUGCUUAUACUGCUGGUGAGGUUGGUUGCGGUGACGCGGAUCGACACGCCUAUGCAAGUAGUCUGCCUUCUAAAGUUUAUCCGAAGUUGCUUUUUGCCGGUGAGGGGACCGUUGACAGUUCUGGUGGUCAACAAUGUACUCAUGGUGCUUUUUCAUCAGGUGUCGAUCGCGCUUUCGAUGUUUUAGAUUGUAUUCAAGGUGGCCGUUGCCGUUUACGUGAUGUGCGCAUCGUUGAUUAUCUCACUGGACAUCGUUAUGACCUAUUUCCUCCUCAUGAAAUGGUACGAAGGGCAAAGAAGCGAAAAAUGUUAAACUUGACUGAAGACUGUAAAAAGCCCAAUGCUAACUUGUCUUGUAAACAAGAGUCAUCGCCGGUUAAAUGUAUCCAGUCUAGCCGGGAACCGGUAAGCACAGAAUCAUCAGACAGCCAAUAUUCUGAAGGUGACUCAAGUUCAUCUACAUUAGAUUUUGAAUCUGUUGAAUCCUGUGUUUUGUUUCCCAAACCGACACGGCGUUCAACUCGCCUUACUACAUGGAUUUCCUCUCAAGCCUCUUCAUCUCUUCGAAGAGAACUUAUGUUAAUGUACCACAAAAAAAGACACUCCAGGAGUUUUAAUGCUCUGAAUGACUGUAGCAGGCGUUGCAGUAAGGUUAUGUCAACUGACAGCCAUGCUAUUUCCAAAGUUAGUGAUGAUGGAAAGCAUCCAUUUUCUUGUUUCACAGGACACCACAAUUUGGAUAUGGUAGCCAAAUCUGUAUCUGUUUCUUUGCCGUCAUCUAUUAGUCCACCUCCACUCACACAGACUUGUCUUUCAAGUAUACGUAGUUCAUCCCCUAUUUCUGAUAUGGCUGGUUGUGUACUUACAGAUUGUAAUGGAGAUUUUAAAGAUUUUUCUCCGCCUGUAAACUCUGUAUUGCAUUCUACAGAAAAUAAUUCAGAAGGUAA